Messenger RNA from Peniophora sp. CBMAI 1063, 1959 nucleotides. The record is from the annotation of a GenBank genome assembly. Lineage: Eukaryota; Fungi; Basidiomycota; Agaricomycetes; Russulales; Peniophoraceae.
AUGUUGGAGCAAAACCCACCUCAGGAUCGUCUCGAGGCACUCGAACUUCAGCUCUGCGAUGCACAGAUCGUAGUGGAACGCGCCGCCGCGAAUAACGAGCCGCUCCCUGUGCAGGAGCUGGCGAGUCUACAAGUCGAACGCGUCGAGUUGGAAAUGAAGCAGGAGACGGCUCGCGCGUCGGGGCAGCUGCGACAGGUACCCGUCAUUUUGGUCGUAUUCGUUAUCUUUCAAACAUCUGACUGGUGCGAUUCACAGAGCGAUCUUGCGCUACAAGAUCUUGAACUCGCGCUACUCUCACGGCGGAUUGAUUGCGCUACCUUGGCCAUCAACGGCGCUAACGAGGCGCAGAGGCGUCUUGGCGAUUUGCAACUCAAGCGCGCGGCAUUGCUCUUCUCUCAACACAAGAAACACCUUCAACGCCCCGCCCCUUCAACCGCUCCUCCGUCGGCGUCUACUCCGGCAACCACUAGCUCGAGCGACCCAAUGACUAGGCCCGCGCUGUCAUCCUCUCGAGACUGGGCACCCGCUCCCGAUGCGUCGUUCGACUCCCCGUCCGGCCUCUCGCCUCCUACACCCCUCUGUCUGUCUCCAUCGUUACCUGCUUCGCCUCUUCGGGACUCGUCGCCUCGCACUUCCUCACUGGGCGGUCUCUCGACGCCCGGCGUUCUCGCCGACAAGACCGUUGUACCUGACUCCGGACCCAGUCUUGCUGUGGACGUCGACGACCAUGAAGAAGACGCGCAUGAUACUGGCGACGUCGAGCGCGAGCUCAUUGGCGAGUAUACGUGCCAGCCCGCGAGCGUCGCCAGCGAUGCGCCGACGCCUCGCAAGGAAUCGACUGCUAUCAUCGACAUCGACGAUGCCGGGGUGGCACAUGAUCUUACCCCGCCUCACGGUCAGUCGAAUUCAAAGUCGCCCGAUGCCCUCCCACUUGGCGAUCGUGAGCUUGGCGACGACACCACUUCGCCUGAGGACGAAGAUGCCCCGUUCUUGUUCGUGGGUUCUCCCCAUGCGCCCAGGACCGUCUUGGAGGCGCGCGCGAACAAGUCGGGUAUGCCGCCGAAGACGUCUCCGGAGGCGUGCGCGAACAAGUCGAGUUCGCCGCUGAAGGAUUUGAUUAAGGCGCGUGCGAAUAAGUCGGCUUCGCCGCUGAAGGCAUCCCCGAAGGCGGAUGCCAAACCUGGCAAGUCCGUCGCGUCCACCAGGAAGAGCGGCGCGUGCAAGGAGCCGACCGCUUUUCCGCAGCGCUGGAUGUUUCGAGUCCUCAACUUCGGUGCAGCGGCUCUUCGGACGUCUUCCGACUGGCCCGAAUCUAUCUGUCGCGAAGUUGCUGUGCUUUGGGCUGCCGUCGUUUCUUGGGAGACUCGAAACGAUUUUAAGGUCAGUUCUCCCUGUGCUUUUGUGAGUAUGUACUCAUUAGACGACCGCCAGGAUGGAACUGCAAAAGCACCCGCACAGUCACCGCUGAUGGGGGCCAUUGUGUCCAAGUCGCGCUUCGGGCCGAACUUCCAGGACGUCAUCAAAAAGGAGCCCGACUUCUCUACACGCGUCGCUCGCUGUAUCGAUGGCCUUCGUCAUACGCUGCUCGCGGACGUUGUCAAGAUGCACGGCACGCACGGCAUCGCGGCAGUUGCACGCGCUCUCCUGGAAGCCUACAACAGCGACGAAUCCUUUGGUGGCUUUUUUUCGCCCCUUGCUCGUGAACUCGCGACCAUUCUGGACAUUGCGACUGAAGUCUCUCCCAUCCAUACGGACGACGACGACGACGCCCAAGCCGUCGGUCUCACUGGUACAGUUAUUGAAGCUCUCAACGCCCGUGACGGCUACGAAGCGGCUCCCGCCACUCGUGCUAUUCAUGCCCUUCUAGCACUUGCAGGCAACGAAAAGAAGCGCGACGCGUCGCAUCUGGACGCCGAAGCCGGACCUUCCAAACGUGCUCGCCGUUCACCUGACGAAUAA